This is a messenger RNA of Dichomitus squalens LYAD-421 SS1, 465 nucleotides long. RefSeq lists its product as uncharacterized. The coding region runs from base 1 to 465 and encodes 154 amino acids. The transcript has 3 exons. NCBI's taxonomy places the organism in Eukaryota, Fungi, Basidiomycota, Agaricomycetes, Polyporales, Polyporaceae. The record is from RefSeq and is a predicted model, not a curated record.
AUGUUCGUCAAGCGACCGUCGAACGCGAAGAUGUGUGCGGAAAUGAGAGCCUGGGAGAAGCUCCAGCGCACCGGUAAGUUCCUCGAGGACAGGCUAUACGCGGACAUGCUCCAGAAGUACCGCCUCGUUGCAGGUGCAGCUGACCUCGCGACCGUCGAACGAACCACAGCAUCGACAGUCCUGGAGACACGAGGGUUACCGGCGCACCACCCCUCUCAGCAACGUUCGCUUCGAUCGAUCGAUCGCGACCUCGCCCGCCUCUGGCCCGACACGUACUGGACUGUGUCCGACUCUGAUAUCGACUACGAGAUCGACGGUUUCGUUCUCAUAGAUGAGGCCGACACCAAGGGCCUUGUUUUCUGGGAAGACGCCCGUUGGCGUCGUCGCAAGAAGCAGGACUGCCCGAGUGUCACCUGGUCUCGAUUUUGCGGCUUUCUUCGUCCUGAGGGCAGAACAAGAACCUAG